This is a messenger RNA of Phlebotomus papatasi, 2642 nucleotides long. Its product is annotated as tubulin-specific chaperone A-like. Bases 168 to 497 code for a protein of 109 amino acids. The record is from RefSeq and is a predicted model, not a curated record. Gene Ontology annotation, molecular function: beta-tubulin binding. The transcript has 2 exons. Gene Ontology annotation, biological process: tubulin complex assembly; post-chaperonin tubulin folding pathway. Gene Ontology annotation, cellular component: microtubule cytoskeleton; cytosol. NCBI's taxonomy places the organism in Eukaryota, Metazoa, Arthropoda, Insecta, Diptera, Psychodidae.
UUGAUGGGUGUUCAGCCGGGCGAAUUAGUGUAUUUUGUCGUUGAAGUGCAACACAGAGAGCAGUUCUAAUAUCAAAUUUCACCGACUGUAAAGUUUUAUCACAUAAUUACCCAUAUGCAAUAGAAUCUUGCAGAGGAAAUUGCAGAUUCAUCGAAAAGUGUUGUGAAAUGGCAGAUCCGAGAGUGAAACAGCUUAGAAUUAAAACUGGUGUUGUUAAGCGUCUUUUCAAAGAGAAAAUUUCAUACGAGAAAGAAGCUGUCUCCCAGAGGAAUCGCAUUGACAAGUUCAAGGGUGAGGGAAAGGACGAGCACGUAAUCCGUAAAGAAGAGGAAGUUCUUCAGGAGUGCCUUAUGAUCAUUCCGGACAGUCAGCGAAGACUUGCCAAAGCAUAUGAAGAAUUGAAAGAGUUUCUCAAGGCUGAGGAGGAUCUCAAGGAAACUGAAGAAUACACAAAUGCAAUGGCUGUGAUUGAAGAGGCAAAAGUGCAACUCCCAUAAAAUAUUCAUCAACACACUCGUGUCUCUGAAGGCAAAUUAAUUUUUUCUAACAAAUGCACAAAGACUUUUAAAAUUAUUAAUCAAAAAAAACAGUCUUACUAAAACCAUGAAUAAAUCCAAGUCAAAACUAUCGCCUUUCUCGGCACUUAAACAAUCCAGUCCACUAAGAAAUCUUAGACCACCUCAACGAGAUGAAUCGCCCAAGGAAGGACCAAUUACUAGAUCCCGAACUGCCUCUUCGAGGCCCAGAAAGAUGGACGAGGCAGACAAGCCAGAAGCAUCGAGUCGGAAACGAGUGGAGAAGAGUGAAGAGAGGACCUCUAAGGAGUUCACAAACAGACCCUACAAUCACAGAAGAAGUAAAAUUGUAACACAUGCAAAGGAUUCAGAAGUACGGACAAAAGAUCAAACCAAAUAUUCUGAUUACCGCAGGAGACAUUCCGAGUACCGACCUAGAGAUUCGACACAAUUCCAUUUUCAACUGAAAGAAUCCCCAAAGAAAGAUUCAAAAUCAAAAAAUGAUCCAAAUCCUGGAAGUAUUUUCCCACGAAGGUCCUCUGCAAUGUCUUAUGCGGAUUUGCAUAUGUUUGAUCCAACUGUUCCGCCACCAAAUUUCUCUAAGCCUCUUCCUGAUUUUUCUGGCAAUACUGUCAAUGUUCCGCCUCCUCCCAUUUCUGGAACCUCAAAAUUUUCCCAACCAGGACCUUCUAAAGCUUCCACUUUUAGAUUUGAAUUGCCACAGGAGACUUUCCCUGUCACCUCUAAAGCCUCUACCUCAAAAUUGUCCCAAAAGCCCGCUGGGGACGGCAAAAGUGCUCAGGAAAUUCUGAAGGAAUUCCUCAAGAAGCGUGGCUACAGCACACAAAAACGUCCAAAACCGACACCUACACCAGAUGAUGAUGCAAUGGAAGUAGAAGAGGGGCCAAAGAUGAACAUUGCUCUGGCACAGGCUAUCCUUGAACAAUGUCGAGUUAUAGAAGAGAAGAUCUCCAAGCUAAGGGCACAUAUGGUGGCAGAAGUUGAUACCAUUCCGGACUAUGAGUGGGAAAUGAAGAGUCAGCAGAUGACUAUCUAUCGGAUGGAGAUUUGUGAGAUAUUGGACCCUAUUCUAGCACCGGGUGCUAUUGAGAUGCUCCAGGAGAGGCUUAAAGCACGUCAGGCCAAGCGGGAAUGGUUCCACAAGAAAAAUGCUGUCUAUAGGAGUCAGAAGCAGAUGGAGAAGGAGCGUAGGAUUCGCACAAAGGCCUUCAUUGAUGAGUGGAAUGAGAAAUUGAGGCAAAUGGAGGAUGAGAAGAGAGACAAGGAACUGGAGAAGCAAGCAGCCAAGGAGCUUCUCGUGGAUGUCACAAAGAGAAUCAGAGAGACCAAAAAGUUUAUUGAAAUCUUUGGACGUCUCAAGCAACUCUCAUUGGUGCGUAUUGUAGCAGAUGGUCAGAAUACUGGAGCUCCAGCUGAGGAUUUUAUGAAGAAAAUGGGUCAGUAGAAGAAUCUCUAAAAAAAAAAUUGCAUUGUAUAAUUUCAAAAAAUUUAUUUCCCAAUAAUCCUCAGAUGAACUUCAAGCUGUUUGGGAGGAUCUUCUUGUGGAAUAUCAAGAGGAAAAAAUCACACUUGAUACCAUCCUCGAUCGUCGUACUUCACAUGUUCCUCUGCCGCCAGAACCAAAGUCCAUCCAGGCACAGUGGCUGGAGACGAUUUUUGGCGCCGAUAGCAUCUAUGAUGAUAACAAUCCACUCCUGAUCGCUGAACGUGAUAUCAGUAAUUUCUUUCACAUACGCGCACUCUGGGAUCGAUGUAUUGUGCCCGAUGGAGCUCCACCGGACAUGGGAUCAUCCAUUCCACUCUUCUGGGCUUUACCCUCACGCAAUUCCACAUCCCAGUGGUGGCCAUACCUUCAGAAGAAUUCGAACUGAUACCCCAGAGAUUGACGAAGAAAAUCAGUGAAAUUCACAAAUUUUCUUACACUCCUUUAUUUUUUUUUUAAAUUAACAAUUUCUUUAGUCUUGUAGACACAGUGUGAAGUAUAUUUCUUAUUUCUUUAACAAAUGAAUUCUAUAAUUAAUUAUUUUUGACGAUCUCUUACAUGUAUUAGUCUCUAAUCUAAUAUGCGAUAAUUUCUGAAAUAAAAGUUACAUGAAUUUCUUAAAA